AUCAAAUCAAAUUAUUUUAUUGAUUUUUUAUUUGUGUUUUAAGUCAUGGUCUGUAGUAAUGAUUUAUUUUAAGAUUAUUAUAAUGUAACCCAGGUAUUGGCUGUUGUAUUUAUAAAUGUUGUUAUGUAUUUUUAUGUCACUAUAUGAGGUUACUAUAAUGUUGUACUGACUUGUAAAAGAGCCCUUGAGGCCGUAUUUGCAGAAUAUUUUUUUGAAUUUUGGUGUAUGUAACAACCGAGACCAAGUUCCUAGUUGCAUCCUGUCGCUAUAUUGAAAGAAUCGUUACCACUAGACCCAUCAUUUAGCAUUAAUUAUAUAUAAUUUGUGGGACAUUGACAUUGAUUAUUAUUUAAAUCUUUACAAUAAGGGAUAUUACGCAAAACUGCGUAGAGGGCGCCACUACCACAUUCUGUUCUGAGAGCUUACCACGAAACACGAAAAUCGAAAUUUUGUUGCCUAUCUGCUUGUCUGUCACUCUUGCAUAUUCGAGCGAUAAAGAGGCCAGAUAACGAAAUUUCGAUUAUCGCGCUUCGCGGGAGGCCUAUUAAUCCUAUUAUACAAACCGCUUUGAUGCAUCAGUAUCAUAAUGAAAACUUCUCAAAAAACUGUUUAAGGCAUGGUACGUAUAAGUUACUCUAUCUUUGAAGAAAAUUGCAAUAAAACUCCCUAUUAAACUGACGAGCGUGGGUGUAGCAUAAUAAUAAUACCUUAUAUUUUUUGUAUAAUUUUUUGUAUUUAUUUUUAUAUCCAUAUUAUUAAAUCCUAGCCUAAGAUGAAAGAAAAAUAAAAAGCAGAAUAAUAAUUAUUAUUAUCCAAGGAGGCAAAUGGGGACUACGUUUUUAUGGAGAAGCGGCCGUCCCAUUUCCUAUAUGUACAGUCGCCAACAGAUUUAUCAGAGUAUCCGAGAUGCUCACAAAUAUCUUAACACUCCUCUUUUUUCAAGGCACGUUUAGAUAUUUUUGAGCACCUUGGCCGCUCCGAUAUAUCUGAUGGCGACUGUACAAGUAAGUAAUACUGUGCUGUUAUUGUGAAUCAAUCGAAUGUUUAGAAUUGCAUUCAAACCGUUACCUUUCCUGAUUAAUUAUAAUAACCCUGUAAACUUCGAUAAAAGAAUGAACACACAUUCGUUUGUUCUCCUGCUAGGGUUAAGUCGUUUUGUGUCCUACGGCAGAAAACCCGAAUUACCUGAAGAUGGAAUCUUCCCAUUCAUUGUGUAUUUCGAGUCCCGGUCGAGGGGGAUGUGUGUGGGGUCCCUGGUGUCUCGCGUUGUGGUGCUUACUGCUGCCGUGUGCGUUGCGGGCCCAAAUGGCGAAGUGCACGACAGACGGCCCGUCACCGUUGUUACUGGCACUCGCUACCGACACCCUUUGAGAGGCGUUCGGGUGCCAGUAAUAAGAGUCCUGAUGCCCAAACUUCCAGAGCACACCGAUGAAAGAAGAUACAUGCUGCAGAAGUCAGUAGCGCUUCUCCUGCUGCAAAAACGCAUUCCUGAUAUAAUGGUGGAGCACCCGCUGCGAGCUAUUGGCAUUGACUACACGGGGGAAGACCUGAUGACUAGCCAGGACGAAUGCGUCGUGGUUGGCUGGCAUUUUUUAUAUGCAGAGGAUGGGAAACUUCCAGAACAGUGGUGGCUUGUACACCGUCAGAUGCGGUACCAGGUCUUGCAGCUCAAAGAUAAGAAGGACGAUGCCUGCGCCGAACUGGUGCGUGCAUACGAGCAGACUGCGGAUGAUCUGAAGCACGUUGGAGACGUCGAUGAUGUCAUGUGUUUUAGAGACCCGAAUAAUACAGCUCAGCCUUGUCACGGUAUGUACGGAGCCCCGCUGGUGUGCGCCAAGGGCCGAGUGGUGGGGCUGCUGGCGGCGCCGUCAGCGCAGUGGAGACACUGUGACCGAAUGUCUAUCCUAGUACACAAACUCUCUAGCCACCGAAACAAGGCCUUCUUAGAGUGUUUUGAGACGUUACUUCAGCCAGAAUAUCUUAUCAAAUGGGAGCUGUUUUUGAAUAAAACAACGUGAACGCAAGAGAAAAAUACCGAGUACCUACG
Molecule: messenger RNA, 2047 nt
Organism: Cydia pomonella (codling moth)
Lineage: Eukaryota; Metazoa; Arthropoda; Insecta; Lepidoptera; Tortricidae
Exons: 10
Coding region: 1041-2018 (325 amino acids)
Biological process (GO): proteolysis
Molecular function (GO): serine-type endopeptidase activity
Source: RefSeq, a predicted model, not a curated record